This is a messenger RNA of Eupeodes corollae, 438 nucleotides long. RefSeq names its product DNA-directed RNA polymerases I, II, and III subunit RPABC5 (gene Rpb10). Bases 126 to 329 code for a protein of 67 amino acids. The record is from RefSeq and is a predicted model, not a curated record. The transcript is spliced from 2 exons. NCBI's taxonomy places the organism in Eukaryota, Metazoa, Arthropoda, Insecta, Diptera, Syrphidae. Gene Ontology annotation, molecular function: zinc ion binding; DNA binding; DNA-directed RNA polymerase activity. Gene Ontology annotation, biological process: transcription by RNA polymerase II; transcription by RNA polymerase I; tRNA transcription by RNA polymerase III. Gene Ontology annotation, cellular component: RNA polymerase I complex; RNA polymerase II, core complex; RNA polymerase III complex.
GCUGUCAUCUGUCACUUGUCACGUUUAGUUGAAUACAAUAUACGCGUUUUUGUGGAUUUGCAGAAACUUCGAUUGUUUUCCAUCAAAUUUCUUUUUUUUUUCUACAUUAAAGUAAUAGAAACAAAAUGAUUAUCCCAAUUCGUUGUUUUACAUGCGGAAAGGUAAUCGGCAACAAAUGGGAAUCCUAUCUGGGACUCCUCCAAGCCGAAUACACAGAAGGUGACGCACUUGAUGCUUUGGGUCUGAAGAGAUACUGCUGCCGCCGGAUGCUGCUUGGACAUGUCGACUUGAUCGAAAAACUUCUCAAUUAUGCUCCUCUCGAGAAGUAAACCACCAAAACAUUGUCCAACCAUUUUAGUGUAGCAAUUAAGAGUAGAAUUCAUUUUUAAAUAAAGUUCAAUUUAAUUUAAAAAAAGAAGAAAUUAUGUGAUAACAAAA